Molecule: messenger RNA, 3498 nt
Organism: Phragmites australis (common reed)
Lineage: Eukaryota; Viridiplantae; Streptophyta; Magnoliopsida; Poales; Poaceae
Product: pentatricopeptide repeat-containing protein At5g39680
Exons: 5
Coding region: 349-2385 (678 amino acids)
Biological process (GO): RNA modification
Molecular function (GO): zinc ion binding; RNA binding; protein binding
Source: RefSeq, a predicted model, not a curated record
AUACAUACGCAGCCCAAUACCCUAACGCCUCCACCCGAUCCUCCUCAGUCGCAGCCGCAGCCGCAGGGCAGGGCAGGGCACCAACGCCUCCACGGGCGGCGGAGCCAGCAUCGCCCAGCCUCCCUUACCGUGCAACAUUUUCUCAAGACUGAAGAGGCCAGGACACGCCGGCGAGCUCCGCGACGACACCCCGACCCCGACCAAACCGAGGAGAACUGGACGCCGGCCCCUUCCUCCACCGCCUCGGUCUACUCGCAUUGGCGUCUCCGAUCCCCCAACGUGUUGGGCUUCCUAAUCCUGGUCGUUUCAGCAGUCCUCGAGGAGGGGUGCGGUGCGUUCAGAUCGUCCAUGCCCAACGCUAGGUCCGCACCCGCAGCCGUGGCCGUCCUUCGCGCAGCGGCGGCUGCCGCCGACCUAUCCAAAGGCAAGGCGAUCCACGCGCGGCUCGUUAGAGCCACUCACUUCGACCUCGUCCUGCACAACCACCUCAUCGCCUUCUACGCCAAGUGCGGCUGCCUGGGGCUCGCCCGCCGGGUGUUCGACGCAAUGCCCUCCCGGAACUCUGUGUCGGGGAACCUCCUCAUGUCCGGGUACGCUUCCUCCGGGCGCCCUAGGGACGCGCUCCAGCUUCUGAGGGUGGUCGAUUUUGGCCUCAACGAGUACGUUCUCUCGGCAGCGGUGGCCGCGACUGCACAUGUCCAGAGCUAUGACAUGGGUAGGCAAUGCCAUGGGUAUGCUAUUAAGGCGGGGUUGGCGGAGCAACCGCACGUUUGCAACGCGGUGCUUCAUAUGUACUGUCGAUGUGCACACAUGGAGGACGCGGCCAAGGUAUUUGAGACUGUGCCCGAUUUUGAUGCAUUCGCGUUCAACUCGAUGAUAAAUGGGUUCCUUGAUCGGGGGCAAUUGGAUGGUUCAGUCAGAAUUGUGAGAAACAUGGUCCGAGAAGUUGGGCAAUGGGAUCAUGUGUCGUAUGUCGCAGUUCUUGGGCAUUGUGCUAGCAUGAAGGACUUGGUGCUUGGGGGCCAGGCGCAUGCCCAAGCUUUGAAGAGGAGGCUUGAACUGAAUGUGUAUGUGGGGAGUGCACUUGUUGAUAUGUAUGGGAAAUGUGACUGUGCUCAUCAUGCUCAUUGUGUGUUCGAGGUUUUGCCAGAAAAGAAUGUUGUGUCUUGGACAGCUGUUAUGACUGCUUACACUCAAAACGAGCUGUUUGAAGAUGCAUUGCAAUUGUUCUUGGACAUGGAAAUUGAAGGAGUUCGGCCAAAUGAGUUCACUUAUGCUGUGGCUCUCAACAGCUGUGCUGGUCUUGCAGCCUUGAGAAACGGAACCGCCCUUGGUGCCUGUGCUAUGAAAACUGGGCAUUGGGCCCAUUUGCCAGUUGGUAAUGCCCUCAUGAACAUGUACUCAAAGAGUGGCAACAUCGAGGAUGCAUGGAGAACCUUCAUUUCAAUGUCCUUUUGUGAUAUAGUCUCUUGGAAUUUGAUCAUCACAGGCUAUGCUCAUCAUGGUCUUGCAAGGGAAGCGAUGGAAGCAUUUCAUGAUAUGCUAUUUGCGGCAGAAAUCCCGUCUUAUGUAACUUUCGUUGGAGUGUUGUCAGCAUGUGCUCAGUUGGGUCUUGUUGAUGAAGGAUUCUACUACUUGAAUACUAUGAUGAAGGAAGUGGGAGUAACACCUGGAAGGGAACAUUACACUUGUAUUGUUGGCUUGUUAUGCAGAGCUGGACGGCUAGAUGAGGCUGAGCGGUUCAUAUUGAAUAAUUGCAUCGACACAGAUGUUGUUGCAUGGCGAUCACUUCUAAGUUCUUGCCAGGUAUAUAGGAAUUAUGGUCUGGGCCAUCGAGUAGCUGAACAGAUUCUUCAGCUGAAGCCUAACGAUGUAGGAACCUAUGUUUUGCUCUCUAACAUGUAUGCCAAAGCAAACCGAUGGGAUGGUGUCGUGAAGGUCCGGAAGCUGAUGACAGAGAGGGGCGUUAGGAAGGAGCCUGGUGUUAGUUGGAUUCAAGUGGGAAGUGAGGUCCAUGUUUUCACAUCAGAGGACAAGGUGCAUCCACAAAUGUACCAGAUCACCAAAAAACUUGAAGAGUUGAUUGACCAGAUAAAAGUGAUCGGAUAUGUUCCAAACUUUGCGGUGGUCCUACAUGAUAUUGAGGAUGAACAAAAGGAAGAGCACCUUAUGUAUCACAGUGAGAAAUUGGCUCUUGCGUUCGGCCUCAUUCACAGCCCUAGGGGAGCAACUAUCCGUAUCAUGAAAAAUCUCAGAAUAUGUGAUGAUUGCCAUGUUGCUAUCAAACUCAUAUCAAUUGUCACAAGCAGAAGAAUAGUCAUUAGGGAUGCUGUUCGUUUUCAUUGUAUAGAAGGCGGAAAAUGUUCAUGCGAUGAUUAUUGGUGAUUCGUGCUGCACUUGUGACAGGUUACUGUUCCUGAAGGAAAGAAGAGAGAUAGGAGGAAUGAUUUGCUACUUAUACGUGAUGGAGGGGAGUCUUUUAGAAUUGUUGACAAGACUAAAAGGGACGACUCAACCACUGUCCUUAAAAGAGAAGAGUGGGCGAAAUCGAGACAUGAUGUGGAGAAGCAUUUCAGGAAGGUCCGGGACUUUGACUACUCGAAUUGGUUCUGAAGAGUGGGCUGUUUGAUUCCUUGCAGAGAAAAAAAUGAUAUGCAGCGAUUUUGCUGUUCCUGCUGCUGAUUAUAUUGGAGCAAGCUACCGGUGUGUGGAGGCUACAGACUGUGUGGUUGUGCAAGGGUUCCAGGAACUGUUUGCACAAACGAAAUACAAGGAGGCAGAAUCACCUCAGGGCCUCCUGAGAACACCUGAAAUUGUUGCAAAAUUUCAGGUUCCUUAACUGAAUUGUUGGUGGUAUGGUUAAAAUUGCAGAGUGUUCCCGUGCAAGCUGGGCAAACACCCCCACUGUUGCAGUACUUCGGUACAUUGCUAACUCGAGGGAAUCUCAAUGCUUUCAAGUCUCUCGAGCUAUCUCGACUUGUUGUCAAUCAGAACAAAAAGAACCUUCUUGAAAAUUGGUUGGCGGAAGACAAGCUAGAGUGCAGUGAAGAACUUGGAGAUCUUGUGAAGACUGUGGACAAUGAUCUUGCACUGAAAAUAUACAUAAAGGCUAGGGCGACCCCUAAAGUUGUUGCUGCUUUUGCUGAAAGGAGGGAGUUUGACAACAUUUGGUUCGUGUUUGUGGGGUUCUUUAAUCUUUAUGAAUCCUUGCCUCACUGUCUAUCCUGUAUCUUGUUGAGCAGGGAGCUGUGAACUUCGCUUUCAUGAUGUCACAAAUGGAGGGAGGUUGUCCAGUAGAUUAUAAUACUAUAACUGAUCUCUUCCAUGAUCACACUGUUGCAUAUCAGUGCAGACUAUUAGCGAGAUAUUAGCUAUGACCAUUUACUUGUUCAUUGUCUCUCCCACGUUUCCUAUUCUGCCUAGAGACUAGGCAUGAUAGUUAGACUCACAUGUAAUAUAUACCUAACUGAUCAAUAGACAACUCAAGUGUUGGCUCUA